AUGCCCUCUGCCAUUCUGACAUUUGCAUUUGGGGAAACUGUUUUUUCAAAGCCUGGGUGUAUUUUCUUGGCUUUCUUGGAAUCUGUGGCUUGUGGAGUUUCGCUGAUGUCACUUAUGCUGAUUGCAAUUAACCGCUAUUUGUUUAUCUGUGAGUACCACAGGUACGCUAAAAUCUGCACCGGGAGACUUAUUACUGCUGCGGUCGUAGCGUCCUGGGUAACCGUUGCUGUGCUCAUAGCGUUUCCACCACUUGUAGGGUGGGGCAAUUAUGGCUAUGACGCGAAGACUGAGGACUGCAUCGUCGAUCGAACGGCCGAUUUGAUAUACAACAUUUACGGAACAGGUGUCUUCAUAAUGGUUCCUCUUUUAUUCACAUUUUUCUGCUAUUUCAAAAUUUUUCAAACUGUCUACACACAGCGAAAGGCAAUGAGGAAUCACGUCGGAUUUUCAGGGAGACAGAUAAGUAAGAAGGACAUAAAACUGAUAGUGACUUUACUGGUUGUACUAUUAAUGUUCGUAUUAUGUUGGGUUCCCUUCGUAGGGGCGGUGCUGUUCGAUGGUGUAAGGGACAUGGCCCCCUCGGACGUGUACCUAUCUGCCGCCUGGCUGGCUAUGACAAACUCUUGUAUAAACAGUUUUAUUUACGGAGUAGCAGACCCAAAUUUCAGACAAGGAUAUAAAAAGAUUUUACUUUGUUGUCAGACGAAAUCUAGUCGUGUAGGCACCACUGACACCACUCCGCCAGCUCCAACUGCCUGA
This is a messenger RNA of Lingula anatina, 759 nucleotides long. RefSeq names its product melatonin receptor type 1A-like. Gene Ontology annotation, biological process: G protein-coupled receptor signaling pathway. Gene Ontology annotation, molecular function: neuropeptide Y receptor activity. Lineage: Eukaryota; Metazoa; Brachiopoda; Lingulata; Lingulida; Lingulidae. Gene Ontology annotation, cellular component: membrane. The record is from RefSeq and is a predicted model, not a curated record.